UUUGGGAUUGCGCGGUCAAGAUUUCUCCCGGGUUGAGUUGAGCUCGGACAGGACGCGAGACUGACUGCAUCUGCGUGCGAACAGUAAGAUCAGCUGGGCUAAGAGAGAAGACAUUGAGAAGACUCAGAGGUGAAGAGCAGGCAGUGGACAUCACAGUGUGAGGAGGACAGUGUCUCGGACCACACUUCCUCCAAUAAACACUGCAACUGUCACACAGCUGGUUUUAACCAGGCCAGUCAUUACGUUUGACCCCACUUUACCGUCUCAGGUGUGGGGAGCCAUUUAGUCACGACAGACAGACAUUACUGAGAUCCUCCCGCCCUUCUCAAGAGAAAACAUCACUUUUAUAUUCACACCUGUUACUAAACCCCAGCAGAUUCCUUCAUUAUACUUUUCGUUUUGUAAUCACUGACCAAACCCUCUCUCAUGGGAGUAACAUAGAGACCAGCCCAGCACAGACACUCUCUGUUCUCUUUCUCUCUCGCAUUCACACACUCACACACACUGGUCUGCACCUUGUUCAGGAUGCCCUCCUCCUCCAGAGUGAUUAGCUGGGGAAGGACGCGGCUCUUGUGGUGAUUGGAGGGGGGAGCGGAGCGGAGCUGGACCCAUGUCGUGGAAGCGGAACUACUUUGCUUCAGGCAGCAGCGGGCUGCAGGGGAUGUUUACCCCACGCACCAUGACCUCCAUCGCUCCCAGCAAAGGCCUGAGCAAUGAGCCGGGUCAGAACAGCUGCUUCCUAAACAGCGCACUGCAGGUCCUUUGGCAUCUCGACAUCUUCCGCCGAAGCUUCCGGCAACUGAAUACCCACAAGUGCAUGGAGGACUCGUGCAUCUUCUGCGCUCUGAAGAGCAUCUUUGCCCAGUUCCAGUUCAGCAGUGAGAAGGUGCUCCCAUCGGACGCCCUGCGCAGCGCUCUGGCCAAAACCUUCCAAGACGAGCAGCGCUUCCAGCUGGGCAUCAUGGACGACGCGGCCGAGUGUUUCGAGAACCUCCUGAUACGGAUCCACUUCCACAUCUCGGAUGAGACCAAGGAGGACAUCUGCACAGCCAAGCACUGCAUCCCACAUCAGAAGUUUGCCAUGACACUUUUCGAACAGUGUGUUUGUAAUAAUUGUGGAGCCACAUCGGAUCCUCUCCCCUUCAUUCAGAUGGUGCACUACAUCUCCACCACAUCUCUCUGCAGUAACCAAGCUGUGCGAAUGCUGGAAUGUAAGGAGAAGCCCACGCCUGACAUGUUUGGAGAGCUUCUCCGCAACGCCAGCACCAUGGGCGACCUGCGAAACUGUCCGAAUAACUGUGGUGAGAUGUUACGGAUUCGGCGGGUUCUGAUGAACUGCCCGGAGAUCAUCAGCAUCGGCCUGGUGUGGGACUCGGAUCACUCUGAUCUAGCCGAAGACGUCAUCCACAGCCUGGGCACGUGCCUCCGAUUGGGUGAUCUGUUCUACCGUGUGACAGAUGAGAGGGCCAAACAAUCGGAGCUCUACCUUGUGGGCAUGGUUUGCUACUACGGCAAGCAUUACUCCACCUUCUUCUUCCAGACCAAGAUACGCAAGUGGAUGUACUUCGAUGAUGCACAUGUGAAGGAGAUCGGACCUAAGUGGAAGGAUGUGGUGUCGAGAUGUAUAAAAGGCCACUACCAGCCACUUCUGCUGCUGUACGCUGACCCCCGAGGAACGCCCGUGUCAUCGCAAGACAUGCUGGCAGCGCAGCUGGACCUGCACCACAGUAGCAAGGCCGGCUAUGACAGCGAAGACUCCGGGAGGGAGCCCUCAAUUGCAAGUGACACACGCACAGACUCUUCCACAGACAGCUACAGCUACAAGCACUCUCGAUCACACCAUGAGUCCAUGGCCUCCCAUUUCUCUUCUGACUCUCAGGGAACAGUGGUGUGUAAUCAGGACAGCAGCGGUUCCCAGAACAGCAUGGAUACUGCAGGGGAGGUUCUUAAAGACCAGGCCACUCCCCUUUGUACGCCGAGACCCUCUUCUACUGGCCAUCUGCAGGACUAUAAAGAGACUGUGAAUAUGAUCCACAGCAGACCCCUCUCAUCCUCCUCUAGCUCAGGAGUGGGCGGCUCGGAGGCUGGGGCGCAGGCGAGAGAUUGGGAAGACGAGAGCACCAGCAGCGAGUCCAAGUCCAGCUCCAGUGGAGGGCGCUAUCGGCCCACAUGGAGACCCAGAAGAGAGGCCCUGAACAUUGACAGUAUCUUCAGCCGGGAAAAGCAUCGGCCAGCCGGCUACGCCACGCUCGGACCUUCCCCGCUGCCGGAAGACCCGAUGUCACCAGGGCACAGUGAGCUGGUCUCAGGGGCUGCGGCGGAGCGGUCAAACAUUGCAGCAGCAGAGAUGGGGGCCAUGACCGAUGGCUCAGGGGGCGUGCCAGAAACGGAAGUGGAGCAUCUACCGAUCCCGCCACCUUUAAGAGGUGUGGAACAGCAGCCUCGACUGAUCCAGAGGAUGGAGAGUGGCUACGAAAGUAGUGAGAGGAACAGCAACAGCCCCAUCAGCAUGGACAUGCCCCUCAGCGACAACCCAAGCACCAGUGCUCACAGGGACAGCGGCAGUAAGAGACCGGUGACUUCUGGGCCCUCCUGGCGCACAGUGCCCAAGUCCAAAAGCAGCAGUGCCAUCCUGCAAGACCUCAAAUCACCCACCUGGAGCAGCAGUCCACUGAGUUUGGGAGAGGGGCGCAGCGAGCUGGAUGAAUUGCAAGAGGAAGUUGCUCGCAGGGCCAGGCAGCAGGAGCUCCAGAGGAAAAAGGAGAAGGAGAGAGAAGCAGCGCAGGGCUUCAACCCCAGACCCAGCAAGUUCAUGGACCUGGACGAACUUCAGCACCAGGGGAAGGGGGGCAGUUUUGAGCACUGCCUGGCGGAGGCUGACUCUCUCUUAGAGCAGUCACUGCGCCUGGAGCAAGCUGGGGAUACAGCUACAGCCCUGGCGCUCUCCCACCAUGCUGUGUCUAAACUAAGAUUUUCCAUGCAUGAGGGCAGUGCUAACACUCAUAGCAGGACUGCUGACGCCAAGCUGCAAAAAUGCAUGAGGAGAGCGCGGGGCCUACAGCAGCGCAUGCAGCAACAGCAAGAGCAGCAGCAGGAGCCCAGCCGCCCACAGGGCCCCACCAGUGAACAGCCUGGCCCGGUCCAAGUAUUGUUGACAGCCAAUCAGGAAGAGGUCUGGGAGACCAAUCAGGAUUCUGUGCUUGGCCCACCCUCUCCUCAACACAUGAAAUCACCCUCCUCUUGUACAAACUCCCCAUCUCAGCCUUCUAGCCGCCCAUCGCUCAAUCCCCGGCCUGCCUCUUCUCAGCCACAGCCCCAAGAGCGUGAUGAACACAACAAUUGGACAACCCAGAAUGAGGACGAAUGGGGUGGCAUCAGAUUAUCAGAUGUUCUCCAAGCAUCAGGCAUUCGGAUCAUGCCCAUACGCAAGCACCUUGCCAUAUCUCUGCCCUCUUUGCCCCUUGACUUCUGGGGUGUAUUGGGAGAGGACGAAGAGGUCUCCAGCUGUCAGCACCCUCAAUCUCCAAAUCCUCCUUUGUGGCAGGGCACUGCAGAUAGUCCAGACCAGAUACCCCAAUCCAGCAAUCCCAGUCCACCACCCAUCCCUGUUGAGGAGAAGGGGCCAGUGCCCCGAAGAGCCCCCAUAUGGCAACCCCUGUGUGCAUCUUCCCAGCCCUGCACCAAAUUGACCCCUCCAGUUGCUGCCCGUCAUUGGUCCUCUUGGAGCCUAGACCGUCCUGAUGCUGUUGUCAACCCCUAUGACACACCUCCUGAUCAGAACCAGCAAACAGGACCUGCCCUCUCUCAACACACACCUGGAAGACACCUUGCUCCUCACAUUCCCAUGAGCACCAGGAAGAAGAACAUCCCUAAGUACUCAAACUUCCAGAGCAUGGAGUUGGAACCCACAGAGGCCGAGGACCAGGAACUCUCUGAAUUGGACUCACUUUACCAGUCUAGUCUGCAGGCUGGCCCGGGUCCUGGCCGAGCCCUGUGUGGUACCAGCUCACCUGCUGUUUCGAGACCAGUACCUCCUGCUGCACGAAAGCUGCUCACUGGAGUCGGACGCUCUCGCACCCCCACGGCUGAACUUGAGAGAACCGCUUAUGGACCACCAGGUUGUUGCAGCCCUACUGGAUAUAUGAACAUGCCCCUGUCAGUGGCCCAUCAAGAGCCUCAGUCAGGAGAGGAAGACCAGUAUGAUGCGGAUCACCUGCGCCGUAUUGCUCGCAGCCUGAGUGGAACGGUCAUUGGCCGUCGCCAGAACCGCCUUGCCGUCUCCCGAAGCUUCAUACAAGUUCUCAGCAAACCAGCGUCCCAGAAUCGUCAUCGCUUUGCUGAACAUUUUUUCCCAAGCAACUCUCCUGCGAACGUUUUUUGGUAGCGGGAUGGGUUAAUGUCAUGUACAUGUACAUGUAGAUGCUAAGUACUUCAACCUGUACUAAGUGAAUCGAGAUGUUUUGUACGGUGUCAUCUCUCAGCUGUGGUGCUUUUUGUCGGAGCAGGCAUGUAAAUCUGUGGCCCUGGCACGGAGCGUGGAAUGAGACUGUCUCUUCUAACCUUUUUCCUCCUAUUUCUCUGAUACGGGCAUUCCCUGUAGCACACAGCUGUUUUGUGUCUCGUGUUACAGGCAAAGACUGUGUACAUGUUUGACUGAACAUACACUAACAAAUGAAUUUAUUGUUAAUAAAAAACUACAACAUCUUAAGAAAUAUACAGAGGAAUGGAGAAACUACGCAAUGACGUUAUGGAAUGUUAAUCAAUUCUAGUGGUAAUAAUUAUUAUCUGCAUUAAGACAAGUAUAGUACACUUCAGAAGUGUAAAGCUGGAGAAAAACUGCUAUUUUAAUUCCAUUGACAGUUCUCCCAUUUAUACAGGGAGAUAUGCCAAGUUAAGCUUCCUUUUUAUUGUUUAUUUUACUUGAUUCAAUUUUUUUUUUUUUAACUUGCAGUGACACUGAAACCACAGCUAUGAGUCUGGCACAUGAUGGAUCUUCAGGCCUGUAAUGAUUGAGGGGUCUCAUUCCAUUCAAUUUUUGUAGAAUCUAUAUUAUUUCUAGAUUUUACUUUAAUCAACACAGCUGAAGAAUGUUCGGCCCCUGAUAGCAUAGAUAGCCUGCAAUUUGGACAGUAUUAUGUACUGUAUAUGGGGCCUUGAGCAAGGAAUGCUUUCAUACUGUUAUUCAAAUAAACGUAAUAGGAUUUGUGAGAUAUAUUAACGAUACUCCAAUACUGAUCAACAGAUGUUUCAUAUCACAAUAUAAUAUGAUUAAUGCAGUAUUUAACUUUUCAUUCUAAUCAUAUUGUGCUGUGAUAUGUAUUAUUUUUUUCAUUAAAAACCUUUGAGUGCUGAAAUUAAAAUGAUUAUAAAAGAAAUAACGUACAGAGAUAGAUCUUAUUUAACUUUGUCUUAACCAAAGAUUGGCUCUAACACAAAGAUAUGUUUUUUGUCAUUUAUUCAUCUUUCCUUUCAUUUAAAGUAUUUUUGAGAAUGUAGCAAAGGUGGUGUAUGAGUAUGCUAUGCAAAAUGCUCUCUCCUGAACUACCAGCAAAGAGUCAGACUGGGACAAAAUCAAAUACUUUUUCUUUUUUUUUCCUAUAUACUGAGGAAGAAAAUGAUUUCCUGCUGAAUUGUUGAAUCUUUACUUAUUAAUGUCUGUACAGUUAACAGCCUUUGAAUGCACGUUGUAGCUGGUGGGAGGAGGAUUUCUCAAAGAUGAAAUGGCAUUUCAAAGUUUUCCAUUGGGGACUCAUUUGUAAAUGCUUGAGGUUGAGUGAACUUGUAUUUUUGCAAUAAAGUUAUUACCAAUGCACUCCAGCAGGGGCGCUGCACAA
Messenger RNA from Sinocyclocheilus anshuiensis, 5834 nucleotides. It is a transcript of the gene usp54b, whose product is annotated as ubiquitin specific peptidase 54b. The coding region runs from base 611 to 4384 and encodes 1257 amino acids. Gene Ontology annotation, molecular function: cysteine-type deubiquitinase activity. Gene Ontology annotation, biological process: protein deubiquitination. The transcript is spliced from 20 exons. NCBI's taxonomy places the organism in Eukaryota, Metazoa, Chordata, Actinopteri, Cypriniformes, Cyprinidae. The record is from RefSeq and is a predicted model, not a curated record.